AUGGAGGAGUCAGACCCUCCCUUCAGUCAGGAGCUGCCCAGCAAAAGGAAAUGGAGCCCGAGUCGGCCCAGCUGUUGCACAAACGUGACAUCCCAGACUUGGGCACUCCCAGGGGCACCUGGCCACCCCAGAAGAUGUCUGGACAAUGUGGUCAAUGAGCAGAGUACUUCCCCACCAGUGCCACACCUCCAUGCCUUGCUGGCCAGUGGAGACGAGCCUCCCACACAGACAGAAAUCUUUGACCUCCUCAAAGCCUCCUAUGAGAAAUUCAGCAUCCUGCGGGCCAGCGACACUGAGCAGAUGCGGUUUAACAGGCUGAGAGUGAUCCAGUGCUUGGAGGACACAGCCAAGAGGAGUGUGGUCCGAGCCAUACCUGGGGACACUGGCUUCUCCACUGAAGAGCUGGAAGACCUUUACAUGGUGUUUAAGGUAAGAGCCGAGAACAAGGACAGGACCUGUAACUGUGACCUUGUCUUCCAAGAGCAUCCUCAGCACAGAGGUUCCUGCUGGAAGAGAAGGGGUUUGGAAGCAUCCGUGCAUGCACUUGCUGUGAAGUCUAAGUGGGGCCUGACCCUGCCUUGGCCUUUUCCCAUGGCAUCCCUGGCCAGUCUGUCCUUCCCUCCCUUGUGGGGCUGGGGCAGCUGGCCGCAGGGAAGGCUGAGCUGGCCUGGCGAUACUCUGAGGAAGCCUGGGACUGGCUCCCGGGCCCUCUGCAGCUGUGAGGAGGUCCUGUCCCAGCCCCCUGGAGCCUGCACCGUCCUGGGGAGCCCCUCUCAUCAUGCCCUCCUCCUGCCUUCUCCCACAGGCGGGAUGUACCACGGGGACAUGACUGAAAAGCUCAAGGUGCUCUAUAAGCUGCACCUUCCCCCAGCCCUAAACUCUGAGGAAGCCGAGUCAGCCCUGGAGGCCACCCACUAUUUCACGGAAGACAGCUCCUCAGAAGCACUACCACAGGAAGAUCGGGAAGGAAGCAGAAGCGAGGAUACCCAAGAAAAGCGAGCAGAGGAGAAGGGGACCAGCCCCCCAGACUACCGACUCUACCUUCGCAUGUGGGCCAAGGAAGAGGCUCAGAAGGAGACCAUCAAGGAUCUGCCCAAAAUGAACCAGGAGCAAUUCAUUGAGCUGUGCAAGACGCUAUACAACAUGUUCAGUGAGGACCCCCUGGAGCAGGACUUGUACCACGCCAUUGCCACAGUGGCCAGCCUCCUCCGCAUCAGUGAGGUGGGGAAGUUCUUCAGUCCCAGUGUCAAGAAGCCCACGGGUGGCACUCCCAGCAGGGACCAGUGCAGUUCUACCGAGGAUGAGUCCCCACUGCCAUCACCUGCAAGGGAAUCCCAUCAGGACCCAGUACAGGAAUGCCAGCUGACAGCCACGGGGGACCCCUGGACCAAAGCUGGUGGAGACACCCACCUUGGAAAAGUGCCACAGGAGAGACAGACGGUGGUAGAGGGGGGCAGUGGAGAGGGGCAGGGCUCACCCUCCCAGCUCCCGUCUGAUGAUGAAACCAAAUACAACAUAUCCAUGUCCUCCUACUCAGUGGUCAGCAUGGGCUCCCUGCAGUGUGAGAACCCCACAGCCACUGCCCGCAUUGGGAACACCAUGGACGCAGACUGGUGCAUCUCCUUCAAGCAGAUCCUGGCCUCCAUCCUGCCGGAGUCUGUGCUGGUCAACUUCUUUGAGAAAAGGGUGGACAUUGGACUCAAGAUGAAGGACCAGAAGAAAGUAGAGAGACAGUUGAGUGCCUCCAGUGAGCACGAGCCAUCUGUUGCUCUGGGCUGAGCCCCUUGGCUGAGUGAUUCUGGCCGAGGCCUCUGUCCCUCCCUCCUUCCCUUUGCAGUUUCUCAUUAAAGACACAGCCCUCCUGCUCCCCCUUGGAAGCAGUGAGUUGUAAGUGAAAGGAAGGCUGAUGCCAACACAGCUGCCUUAGAAAGAGUCUCUGGGCCUGCAUCCCCUAGCACAGGCCAGUCCUGGGAACCAGGAAUAAGUGGCAGCUCCUCCAUUCCUCUCUGCCUGUGGCCUGGGAAGGCAGGAGAGGACAGCCCAAAGCCUUGAGACCCUGCACCCACGUGGGAGACCUGGAAGAAGCUCCUGCCUUCUGGCUUUGCAUUGGCUCAGCUCUGGAUAUUGCAGCACUUGUUGAAUAAACCAGUA
This is a messenger RNA of Ochotona curzoniae (black-lipped pika), 2151 nucleotides long. Its product is annotated as TBC1 domain family member 9B-like. The record is from RefSeq and is a predicted model, not a curated record. Lineage: Eukaryota; Metazoa; Chordata; Mammalia; Lagomorpha; Ochotonidae.